This is a messenger RNA of Lethenteron reissneri (Far Eastern brook lamprey), 3193 nucleotides long. RefSeq names its product selenocysteine lyase-like. The record is from RefSeq and is a predicted model, not a curated record. NCBI's taxonomy places the organism in Eukaryota, Metazoa, Chordata, Hyperoartia, Petromyzontiformes, Petromyzontidae.
CGUCAUCGCCGAGACACGCUGCCCGGAUUCGCACGCGGGGGCUGCCACUGGGGCUGGGAGCCGCGCUGCCGAUCCGCUGCGGGCUGCUGCGGGCUGCUGCCGAUCCACUGCGGGCUGCUGCGGGCUGCUGCCGAUCCACUGCGGGCUGCUGCCGAUCCACUGCGGGCUGCUGCCGAUCCACUGCGGGGUGCUGCGGGGUGCUGCGGGGCGCUGCCGAUCCACUGCGGGCUGCUGCUGAUCCACUGCGGGCUGCUGCCGAUCCACUGCGGGGUGCUGCGGGGUGCUGCGGGGCGCUGCCGAUCCACUGCGGGCUGCUGCCGAUCCACUGCGGGGUGCUGCGGGGUGCUGCGGGGCGCUGCCGAUCCACUGCGGGCUGCUGCCGUUCCACUGCGGGCUGCUGCCGAUCCACUGCGGGCUGCUGCCGAUCCACUGCGGGGUGCUGCGGGAUGGACUUCGUGGGCCCCUCGCCACGCGUUGGACGCGUCUUCAGUUGGCAGCGCUGCAACUUGUCUGGGCCCACACUGCCGGGAACCUGGCGAGGAACAGAUUGAGCAGCCGGCUUGCUGCCCUUGCGGUCGGAUCCUCGGACCCCGAGGCCGGUGCGAGGUGAACCGUGAAGAACCGUCACGAGCUGUGAAUUCCUACUGCUGAGAUAUGGCCACAACGGAAACGAACUCCACGGAGAGGGUCUACAUGGACUACAACGCCACCACACCAUUGGCCCCGGAGGUGGUGGAGGACAUCAGCCGGGCCCUCACGGAGGCCUGGGGCAACCCGAGUAGCUCCUACGGGCCAGGUCAGAAGGCAAAGGCACUUAUUGGCCGGGCGAGAGAGAGCAUUGCCUCCAUGGUGGGAGGGUGCCCAGAAGACAUCAUCUUCACGUCCGGAGGAACCGAGGCAAACAACUUGGUGCUGCACACGGCUGUGAAGCACUUCUGGAAGACGCGGAGCGCCGGCGGGCGAGAGGACGGGGUGCCAGCUGCGGGGAGCCGAGGGGCGGCGCUGCCGCACAUCGUCGUGUCCUGCCUGGAGCAUGACUCGGUGCGCCUGGCGGUGGACAGCCUGGUGGCGGAGGGCCGGGCAGACUUUACGGCAGUGCCAGCCUCGUGGGUGACGGGGCGCGUGGAGGUGGACCAGGUCCUGGCUGCCAUCCGCCCAACCACCUGCAUCGUGUCCAUCAUGCUGGCCAACAAUGAGACCGGCAUCAUCAUGCCGAUCGCGGAGAUCUGCCGGCGCGUGCGUGCAACGCGAGGAGGGGGCGCGAUGCCGCGUCUCGGCCGCGUGCUGCUGCACACGGACGCCGCCCAGGCCCUUGGCAAAAUCAGGGUCAACAUCGAAGAGCUCGGGGUGGACUACCUCACCGUCGUGGGGCACAAGUUCUACGGGCCGCGCGUGGGAGCGCUGUGCGUGCGGGGCCUGGGCGCCGGCACCCCGCUCGUCCCCAUGCUCUUUGGGGGCGGCCAGGAGCGCAACUUUCGUCCGGGGACUGAAAAUACCCCCAUGAUUGCUGGCCUGGGCAAGGCCGCGGAGUUGGUGUGUCAGCACCUGGACGAGUACGAGAGGCACAUGCGGCAGAUGCGAGACUACCUGGAGGAACUGCUGCUGGCGGCAUUUGGGACCGAGCGCCUGCACUUUAACGGCCACUUCUCGGGCUCCGACCGAUUGCCCAACACCUGCAACGUGUCCAUCCUGGGCCCCUGCCUGCAGGGCCACAGGGUGCUGGCGGAGGCUGGCGGCCUGCUGGCGAGCGUCGGGGCCGCCUGCCACUCUGGCAACACCCACCGGCCGUCGCACGUGCUGCUGCAAUGCGGCCUACCGGAGGAGGUGGCCCUCAACGCCGUGCGCCUGAGCGUGGGCCGCGAAACGAGCCGUCGCGACGUGGAGCGCGCCGUCUCCAGCCUGCGCGCUGCCGUCGCCACGCUCGCGGCACGGGGCCCCGCCGGGACUGCUCCUCGCUUCGCCACUCCUCCGGCGGAAGACUCCGUGCCCACAGAGCAAGCGUCCGUGUCAGACAAUGAUGUGAACUCCACUCCAAUACAUAUUUCUAAUUCCGGAGACGCUUAGAGAUAUAAUCGAGCGAGAUGGCUGGGUGGCUGACGUGGGCAUUAGCGCGCCCAUUUCACGUCGCUGAGAUGUUCGGUUCAAAUCCAGGGAGCAAGCAGCCAGGCCAAAUUAAAUCAGGUUCUCGUGUAUCGAGAGUUGAUAGCAACAGCUACACAAAAUACGUCCUAUUUUUAAAUCCUUUAUAUUAAGUUCGCUUGCUUGCUUAGGACCGUGCAAAUCUUUCGGUCGUUUUUUAACCCACUUCCCGUGAUCCAAUCGAGCUGACAUUUUGCACACAGACUCGUUGUGCGUGACAAUUAAUUUUCGUGAAAAAAAAUUUCCAAAAUUUUACACUGUUUAGGGAAAAUGUUUUUAAUAUUUAAUUACCAAUUGUUUAAUGCUGCCAGACAAUCAUCUGACCCAUAGGUGGCAGCCAUCUCAAGCCAGAGGACAAUAGGACUCUCGCCGCCCCGAUGCCACGCAUAUAAAGGAUUUAUAGUGAAAAACUUUGUUUUUACGGGUUUACUUGUUAUUGCACUUGUUUACCCAUGGAAGCCUCAAUCUCGACUCUUUUUAAGAUGUAUCAGUAGGGGGCGAUGUUGCCACGGGAAUUGUAGUAAAGUUAUUUUCCAGUAAUUUUUCAAUACCAUAAGUGUUCUUUUUUAGCUGUGGGAGGAAACUGCAGAACCCGGAGAAACCCGAUGUAGAACAGUGGGAGAACAUACAGACUCCACACACAAAUGGAACCCAGGCCUUUCUUGCAAUGGCCCACAAACGUUACCACUGUGCCGCAGCCAUCCUUCCGUCUAAACAUGAGCUUUCACUUAAUUGGCCGGGCCCAGCUCUGAGGGCUGAUUCAACUUAAAUGUCUCGGGCGACUGCCGUCUGGUGACUCAUUGCUGACGAGGUUUGUGGUGCUUGGCGAGAGAGGCCUCUGCAGGAAUUACUCUGGGCAUGCUAUGGUUUAGAUGGACGUUUCUAGUUUCCCGGCGUGAACCGCACGGGAGUGGGAAGUUGGUGUUUCCGACAGAUUGAAAUAUUGCCCGAGUGAAUUUUUGCGUCCAAACUUGAGAAGGUGAACCUGACAGUACAAUAUUCUCCGGUUUAACAAUGCAGUGGAGAGUGAGACACUCCCCCAACUCUUGGAUUU